GGUCAACACUAUGGAAUUGACAGAGGACAACAUGAAGCAGCCGUUCUCUGCCAUCCGUCUACUGGUGGCCAGGGCGCUGGGUCUCCAGGGUGAUGAAACCUCCAGUGACAGGCAGCGCACUCUGCAGACCGUGCUCCAAGACACAGUGGAAGAGAGCACCUAUUGCCUGCUAAACGAUGUUUUCUUAGUUGAGUUUCCCAUCACGGACGAGGUUUCCGAGAUGUGUUCCGCUGAACGGGCCAGCGUGUUCCACCUGACUUGUACACAAGUGCUACAGAAGGUGCUUGGGGGGAAAUACGGCAUAUUUUUCAUCGACAACGCCCACUUCCUCGACACUAGGUCCUGGUCUAUCAUGUGGCCCCUGCUUCAAAGUGUCACGGUCUUUAUGGUCAUGAGCUUAGUUCCGGGCCAUGACAGAACAGAGAGCAUUUUCAAAGCUGCCGCAGACUGCAAGACAUCUGAGACGAUCACUUGUGUUCGUCUGGAAGGGCUGAAAGCUUCAGCUGUAGUGCAGAAAGCCUGCCAGGACCUUGGAGUGAGCAGCAUCCCCAGGGAGCUAGCAAGGUUCCUGAUCCAGAGAAGCUCUGGCAUCCCAUAUUACUGUGAGGAACUGCUGCGCUACCUGCGAUGCAACAACAUGCUCUUGUUGCACACCGGGACGCCGGACGAAGGACAGGACAACUGGCAGAGCCUGAUUGCCAAGGCGUCACCUGCUGUCACCGCUGCCUCGAGCUCGGGUACCAGGAAUGACAGCGAAAGGAUCUGUACCAUCAGACCAGACGUGAGCCUGGAGAACCCCAUGCUGCCGGUGGCCUUGGAAGAGAUUGCGCUGGCUGAGCUGGAUCGGAUCAAUCUGGAGAAGCAGAUGGUUCUGAAGUUUGCAGCCGUCAUAGGGCCGGUGUUUACCACCCAGCAGCUGGUUCACAUUAUUCCCAGUAGCAAAAGGCACGGGAUUAAUUCACUGCUGGACAAGCUGGUGGAGGACAACAUCCUGAAGCAACUGGACAUCGAGAAGCCAGAAGGCAAGUGAGGUGCUACAAAGAGGCUGCCCACCUCUGGGCAGGCAAGAAGCGGGAUGAAGAGGCCCUCUGUGAGCAGGGAGACCGUGCAGCAGGAGUCUAAAAUCCUGGCCUUUUGCACCCCUCUGCUGUGGGAGGCAACUUACAAGCUGUGGCCCACGAGGCAGAAGAUCAACAUCCACUGUCAGUGUGCUGCCUUCCUGGAGAGGCAUGCGCACAAAUGCCGGAGGUGCCACGAAGGGGACUUUGUGGCCUUCCACCGCUUUGGCAUCUCCAGCCCCCAGGAGCAGGGGAGCUGCCACAGCCAGGGCUCUGCUGAGAAGGACAACUGGGGCAGCUGGGAGGCCUUGGUAGUUGCUGGAGAACACCUGCGGAGGGCUAGGACCCUCCCUGCAGAGGGGAUUCUGGCAGAAGGCGAGCACACAACGCUGCGGGCCAGGGACAGUGGCCGGUGCUGCCAGUGUGAAGCCAUCGCCGAAGCGGUGCUUGUGCCCCUGGCUCGCCACUACACAGCCAUGGGCAAUGCUUCCCAAGCCUUCUACUACCUGCUGGAGUCUGCGGCUGCCUACCUGCACGUCUCCAACAGCUCCAUGGCCUUCAUGAAGCUGAAUGAAGCGGAGGUCCUGAGGAGCUCCCUAGAGAAAGAAAGGAAUGCCGCAGACCGCUUUGAGGAGGCCAUCUUCUUCAGCCUCAAAGGAGAGGUCUGCAGGAACAUGGGAUGUGUGAAGCUGGCCAGGAAAAUGAGCAGGCAGGCACUAAGCCUGCUGGAAAAGCAUUUCCCCCAGAGCCGUGCUGGGGCCUUUGUCAAGUCUCUGUGGGAAAGGUUGCGGCAGAUUUCUCAGGCCACAGGCAGAGCGUCCUUCCUUCCGCAGGAGGCUCGGAGGAAGAAACAAGCCUGGCUGCAUCACCGGAGCAGAUGCCUCUCCUUGCUCCAGGACCUCUACAGCCAGGAGGGCACAUCUGCUGGACAGAGAUUCUCCCGCCUGGCAGCACUCAUGAAGGCUAACACGGACAGGAAGAUGGACUCCUACCGGGCAGCAGACUCCAACGCUGGACAACUUUGA
Molecule: messenger RNA, 2083 nt
Organism: Centrocercus urophasianus (Greater sage-grouse)
Lineage: Eukaryota; Metazoa; Chordata; Aves; Galliformes; Phasianidae
Gene: ADCY10
Product: adenylate cyclase 10
Exons: 10
Cellular component (GO): cytoplasm
Molecular function (GO): adenylate cyclase activity
Source: RefSeq, a predicted model, not a curated record